Exophiala xenobiotica is the source of this 1943-nucleotide messenger RNA. Its product is annotated as centromere/microtubule-binding protein cbf5. Gene Ontology annotation, biological process: rRNA pseudouridine synthesis; box H/ACA sno(s)RNA 3'-end processing; snRNA pseudouridine synthesis. NCBI's taxonomy places the organism in Eukaryota, Fungi, Ascomycota, Eurotiomycetes, Chaetothyriales, Herpotrichiellaceae. The record is from RefSeq and is a predicted model, not a curated record. The coding region runs from base 175 to 1698 and encodes 507 amino acids. The transcript is spliced from 3 exons. Gene Ontology annotation, cellular component: box H/ACA snoRNP complex. Gene Ontology annotation, molecular function: pseudouridine synthase activity; RNA binding.
AUUUGAUAUAUGCAAUAUUUCUUACUGCUGCAAUAUCGAGUUCGUGCAGCCUUGAAGGAGCAUUGCAUGCUCUGCAUCAUUACUGCCGACUGAUAGUUGCUCAAACAUUCGAACGAGUGAUCUUCUCGAGUUUACUGCUAUCCUCCAAUCUCCGGCGGAGGUAUUUCGAGGACCAUGGCCUCCAAGGUCGAAAAGCUAGAGGAGGUUGACUAUGCCAUCAAACCAGAAAACGUUACGUCGGUGAUUCCGACAUCAGAAUGGCCACUACUCCUGAAGAACUAUGACAAGCUGCUCGUACGAACAGGACAUUUCACUCCCAUCCCCUGUGGCUGUACGCCAUUGAAGCGCGAUCUCAAAUCUUACGUCUCCUCGGGCGUCAUCAACCUCGAUAAGCCCUCCAAUCCCUCUAGCCACGAAGUGGUCGCGUGGGUCAAGCGUAUACUGCGAGUAGAAAAGACCGGCCACAGUGGUACGCUCGACCCCAAGGUCACCGGAUGUCUUAUUGUCUGCAUAGACCGGGCCACUCGCCUGGUCAAAUCACAACAAGGAGCUGGAAAGGAGUAUGUGUGCGUCAUCAGAUUACACGACAAACUGCCCGGCGGAGAAGCGCAGUUCGCACGAGCUCUCGAGACCUUGACUGGUGCCCUUUUCCAACGACCACCAUUGAUCUCCGCCGUCAAACGGCAGCUACGUAUCCGAACCAUCCACGAGAGCAAGCUUUACGAGUUCGACAACGACCGCCAUCUCGGCGUGUUCUGGGUUAGCUGCGAAGCAGGAACAUACAUCCGAACACUCUGCGUACAUUUGGGGUUGCUGCUAGGCGUCGGCGCACACAUGCAAGAGCUACGAAGAGUACGAUCCGGAGCUAUGGGAGAGAGCGAUGGCAACAUGGUCACACUACACGACGUGUUGGACGCACAGUACGUCAUGGACAACAACCGAGACGAGUCGUACCUACGAAAAGUCAUUGCGCCGCUCGAAAGUCUCCUCACGACGUACAAGCGUAUCGUCGUUAAGGACAGCGCCGUCAAUGCUGUCUGCUACGGUGCUAAGCUCAUGAUCCCCGGCCUGCUCCGAUUCGAAGCCGGUAUCGAAGUCCACGAAGAAGUCGUCCUCAUGACAACCAAAGGUGAAGCGAUCGCGCUGGGCAUCGCACAGAUGUCGACAGUCGAACUAUCCACUUGCGACCAUGGAGUCGUCGCCAAAGUCAAGAGAUGCAUCAUGGAGAGAGAUCUGUACCCACGAAGAUGGGGCAUGGGUCCUGUCGCUCUGGAGAAGAAGAAGAUGAAAUCCGAUGGCAAGCUCGAUAAAUAUGGCCGCCCCAACGAGGCUACGCCCGCGAAAUGGACAUCCGGGUACACCGAUUACAACGCGCCAUUGGAAGGACCCGGCUCUGUCGCCGCGCCCGUCACAGAAAAGACAUCUCAGUCCGAUGUGCUUGCUGCUCCGCCCGUAGCACCGAACGGUGCAGACGCAGAAGCGAUGGACCUCGACGAGACUGCUGUGGCGCCCCCCACCACCAACGGCGACGCCGCAUCUCUGGGCCCCAAAGAGAAGAAGGAGAAGCGCAAGAAGCACGACGGUGAGACGCCCGAAGAGCGCGCCGAGCGGAAGCGCAGGAAAAAGGAAAAGAAGGACAAGAAAGAGAAGAGGAAGAGCGGCGCGAGCAAGGCCGGGGACAGUGAUGAGAGCGACUGAACAAAAUUGUUAAGUCCCCCUUGUAGUUCUCACGGCGUUGAUGGCGCGGGAAGGGGAGUGAAAAAUGGGCUGGGUAUCGGUCGUGUUCACUUGUACUUGAGGUGGCAAUCACGGGGACGAAUGCUUGCGAAUCUUAUGUAUCGAGCCGGUGGUCCUAUCCUAACGCAACUUGCAAAAAAUUGAAAUAAUCAUAAGAUGAAUGCCAAUCGAUCAGAAUCAUUGAAAUGAUACAAGAUUCUUUUCCG